Messenger RNA from Rosa rugosa (rugosa rose), 1388 nucleotides. Its product is annotated as endonuclease 4-like. The transcript has 9 exons. NCBI's taxonomy places the organism in Eukaryota, Viridiplantae, Streptophyta, Magnoliopsida, Rosales, Rosaceae. Gene Ontology annotation, biological process: DNA catabolic process. The record is from RefSeq and is a predicted model, not a curated record. Bases 120 to 1013 code for a protein of 297 amino acids. Gene Ontology annotation, molecular function: endonuclease activity; nucleic acid binding.
UCUUCCUCUUCCGUAAACAUUCUGGGCAAAAAAAUAAAAAAAGAGAGAGAGAAAGAAAUAGAAGAAAGCAGGAGACUUUGGUUCAAUCCAAACCCGAAAAGCUACCAUUUUUAAGAUAUAUGGGUUUGUUUGGGCUGUGGUGGAAUGGAAGUGCGGUAGGGCUUCUUCUAUUGGUGCCAGGAAUUCUGGGUUGGGGCAAAGAAGGCCAUUAUGCAGUUUGCAAGAUAGCAGAGGGAUUUCUGAGUGAAGAUGCUUUAGCUGCAGUGAAAGAAUUGCUACCGGAAUCUGCUGGAGGUGAACUUGCUGCAGUUUGCUCCUGGCCUGAUGAGAUUCGCUUUCAUUAUCAUUGGAGUAGUGCUUUACACUAUGUUGACACACCCGAUUUUCUGUGUAACUACAAUUACAGCAGAGACUGCCAUGACUCUGCUGGACAUAAAGGGAGAUGUGUAACUGCAGCAAUAUACAACUAUACGAUGCAACUCUCGACUUAUCAGGAUUCCAUCUCAAAAUCAAAAUACAACUUAACAGAGGCACUUCUUUUCUUGUCUCACUUUAUUGGGGAUGUCCAUCAGCCCCUUCAUGUUGGUUUCACUGGAGAUCUAGGGGGGAACACAAUAAUAGUCCGUUGGUAUCGCAGGAAGACAAAUCUUCACCAUGUGUGGGAUAAUAUGAUCAUUGAAUCUGCUGUAAAGACAAUGUACAGUGAGGAUCUUGAACUCAUGAUAGAAGCCAUUCAGAGGAAUAUUACGGAUGCUUGGUUCAAUGAUAUGUCAUCAUUGCAGAUUUGUGCAAAUAAUCGGACAAUUGUAUGCCCAAAUGAGUAUGCUUCUGAAAGCAUUCGUUUAGCAUGCAAAUUUGCUUACAGGAAUGCCACUCCAGGAAGCACUCUGAAUGAUGAUUACUUUCUUUCUCGGCUACCUGUCGUGGAGAAGCGGCUAGCUCAAAGUGGGGUUCGCUUGGCUGCUACCCUCAACCAUAUCUUCUCUUCUGAACCAAAAAUUGCUGAAGCAUGAAGAUAAAGAAAGGAUAGGGAUGGUGAUGCAUCUCCAGAAGAACAUAAUUGGGCCCAGCAUUUAUUGCUUAUAAGCUAUUAAGAUUGAAGACCUUGAAGUUCCUCAUACGCGAGUCGUCUGCUUAAUAUAUUCCUCAUAUGUUGGUGAUGAUCCCUUUAUGCCAGAAUAUACCCCAUAAACCCACCUUGCUUCUGUUAAAGGUCAACUUUUGGGGUACACUUAUAAUAGUGGGAAUAUCAAACUUGUACUCAUUGACAACCUUUGGUGACUUGUAAAUUUACGUAACUAAGUCCUGCCAAAGGCCUAUAAAUAAUCUGUAUGGUGUCCUUGUGAGGAACAUAACAUUUGGUCAAUUAACCAGAGAAAUUUCUUCCA